ACAAUGCGCGCGCUGACUGUCGCGCUCGGCGCCGCGUCUUCGUCGCAGUCGGAUGCAUUGGCCGAGCCACCGCCAUUGCAGCUCGCGGUGGCCGACUCGCGACCGCUCCCCACUCCGCUGCCACAUGAAGUCCUGCUCGAGGUCCGAGCAUCCGCAGUCCAUCUGCGUGACUUGCGCCUGUGUGCAGCAAGCGCGGCGGGAUCUGCUGCGGCGGGAUCAGCCAGCCGCUCAAUCUCAAGCUCGAGCGCAGCAGGACCAUCGCCAGCGCAACCCUCACAACAGCCUGUUGCCGCGGUGCCGGGCUGCGAGGUGAGCGGGAUUGUCGUCCGGCUGGGCGCGGCGGUCGUCGGGUCGCAGCUGCGCGUCGGCGAUGAGGUCGUCGGCCUGCUUGCUCCAGGCUCAGGCUCAGGCUCGGGCUCGGGCUCGGGCGGAGCACUCGCAGAAUAUGCGCUCGUCAGCGUGGCCAACAUUGUGCGCAAGCCGGCGGGCAUCCCGCACCACGUUGCUGCUGCAGCGCUCAAGCCAGGCGUCAUGGCGUUCACGGCGCUGCACUACAAGGCCCGGAUUGCCCCCGGCGAGAGUGUGCUCGUCCUCGGAGUGACAAAUCCGCAAACUGCUGCCCUUGCCACUGCUCAGUUGGCCCAGGCGUGGGGCGCUCGUGUGCUGGUUGCCGCUGCAAACGACGCCGAGGCACAGUGGAUUUCGACCAGUCUGCCCAAAGCUAUCGUGAUUCGCACCGCAAUAGGCACGGCGGGCGGCUCCAGUGCAACUGCUGGUCGCACAUAUCCAUUUUCAGCGGGUGCUGCGAGCUUGCUGGGCACGCCUCGCGUUUCGCCGCUGGUGAGUGCCGUCAUGCAAGAGACGUCCGGUUUCGGUGUGGAUGUGAUAAUCGACAGCGGUCUCGUGCGUCAAUACAACAAGGUCGAUCCGACACAAGUACUCUACAGCAAACACGAGCUGAUAUCGUGUCUUGCUGUCCAUGGCCGCUGGGUGACCAGCGUAUCACACUUGCAGCUCGAUCCGCCAGAGUCUCAACUACUAUUGCAAAAGUCUGCAUCGCUGUGCUUCUUAUUUGAGCACGCAUGGGUGCUGUCUGGCACUCACCAGGGACGGCUCUUGCACAUUCUCAAAGAAGUGAUGGAUAAGCUGGAAUCUAAAACCAUCGUGCCACGUAUCAGCCGGACGUUCCAGUCGUUGGAGCAAGUGCAGGAAUGGAUUACAGAGCAGCUUGCCGCACCAGCACCAGCACCCCUAUCAGCAACGACGCCAGUGUCCGCCGAAGCAUGGGGCCAGGCCGUGUAUGAUGUUGCAUCCGCAUAGCCCUGUUGUUAAUAGCAGUUUUUGCAGUACAUUGCGGAAGCGUUCGUGCAUUCAGUGUUGAGCUUGGG
Messenger RNA from Capsaspora owczarzaki ATCC 30864, 1388 nucleotides. RefSeq lists its product as hypothetical. The record is from RefSeq and is a predicted model, not a curated record. The coding region runs from base 4 to 1320 and encodes 438 amino acids. Lineage: Eukaryota; Filasterea; Ministeriida; Capsasporidae. Gene Ontology annotation, molecular function: oxidoreductase activity. The transcript is spliced from 3 exons.